AUGUCUGAUCCUAGAACGAGCCGGGCAAAAUGCCAAGGAAAAGAGGCAGCUCCACAUCUCAUUCUUUUAUCGUCAUAUUUCUUUCAUUCCAUUCUUUCUAUCCUUUUCUUUAUCGUUUUCUAUUCUUCUCUAACCAUCCAUAUUUGCGUCUCUUCUUUCUUUCCUCUUUUCUUUUUCAUUUCCCUCCUUCCAAUUCUAUCACCAUGUCUCUUUCUAUCCCUUAUAUCUAUUUUUUUCAUUAUCACAUCCUUCUUUUUGUCUGCUCUUUCUUUCUUUUCUUUCUUUCCCUCCUACUGCUUCAUGCCAUCCCUCUUUAUGUCUAUUUUUUCUCUCCUAAGGGAAAAAAGGAAAAAGUCCCUUUUUCCCCUUACCUCAUCUCUCGCCAUUUUUCUUCCCUUCACUUCUUACUCUCUUUCUCUUUUCCGUUUUUCAUCUUACCUCAUCUCUCGCCAUCUUUCUUUCCUUCUCUUCUUUCUCUAUUUCUCUUUUCCGUUUUUCCUCUUACCUCAUCUCUCGCCAUCUUUCUUCCUUCUCUUCUUUCUCUAUUUCUCAUUUCCGUUUUUCCCCUUACCUCAUCUCUCGCCAUUUUUCUUCCCUUCUCUUCUUACUCUCUUUCCCAUUUCCGUUUUUCCUCUUACCUCAUCUCUCGCCAUAUUUCUCCCCUUCUCUUCUUUCUCUCCUUUAAUUUUCCGUUUUUCCUCUUGCCUCGUCUGUAACCAUCUGUUUUUCCUUCUUUUUUUCUCUCUUUUUCUUCUCCGUUUUCUUUUUUCUUCCCCUCUAACUUCUCUCACCAUCCCUCUUUGCGUGCCUUUCCCUUUUCUUUUCGUUCCAUCUUUUUGCAACCCUCAUACUUCAUCUUUCUUUCCCUUUUUUCUAUCACUGUUUUUCUUUAUCGUUUUCCGUUACUUUUACCUCUUUUGUUUUCUCAUUUUUCUCUCUUAUUCCUUCUCUCCCCAUCUCUCGUUUCCCCACCACACUUCUUUCUCUUUUUUUUUCUUUUCCCUUUUAUGCUUCCUUUCCCUUUUCUCCUGCCUCUUCACUGCUCAUCUCUCUUUCCGUCUUUUCCUAAUCUCGUCUUCCUUUUCGCUUCAUUCUGCUAAUUACUUCAUCCGGAUUCUUUUCCCGCCAUUUGGCAAGAGAAAAUUGAUUGAUUCACAGACGCCGGGCGACGUUGAUAUAUUAGUUUAG
Messenger RNA from Acanthosepion pharaonis, 1188 nucleotides. NCBI's taxonomy places the organism in Eukaryota, Metazoa, Mollusca, Cephalopoda, Sepiida, Sepiidae. The record is from the annotation of a GenBank genome assembly.